AUGGCAAAGGAUAAGAAGAAAGAUGGCAAGAAGGCAGAGAAGUCUGUACGUCCUCCUAUGCCUACACAAGAUAUUACAGCUGAGAGUAGUUCAACAAAGCUGACAGAUUUGCAGACCUUAGUGAAUGGAGUGGAAGAAACACAGGCAAAUUCAGUGACAUCAGAUAAAGAACCAGAGGAGGUAGAGGAACCUCCAGUGCAAGAUGUUCCUCAAUACUACGAGGAGCCUGUUCUUACUCAAGUUAUUGUUAAAAGCUAUGAAGGUGAAAAAGUCCAUGGAUUGUAUGAGGGUGAAGGAUUUGCAUAUUUUGAGGGGGGAAAUACAUAUAAGGGCAUGUUUUCUGAAGGGCUUAUGCACGGACAAGGGACUUACACGUGGGCUGAUGGAGUGAAGUACGAGGGAACAUUUGUUAAGAAUGUGCAGAUGUUCAAUGGCCGUUAUACAUGGAAUGAUGGCAGCGUUUAUGAAGGAUCAAUCAAGAAUGGACUUAGGCAUGGAUUUGGAUUUUUCAACAGUGGUACUCGUCCUGUUUCUUACAUUGGCUAUUGGUAUAAAGGCAAAAGACAUGGGAAGGGUACCAUUUAUUAUGAUCAGGAACAUACCUCUUGGUAUUCAGGCGACUGGGUAAAUAAUGUCAAAGAAGGAUGGGGAAUGAGAUGCUAUAAGUCUGGAAAUAUCUAUGAAGGUCAGUGGGAGAAAAAUGUACGUCAUGGAAAAGGAAGAAUGAGAUGGUUGACAGCUAAUCAAGAGUAUAUGGGACAGUGGCUGUAUGGCAUACAGCAUGGAUAUGGCACCCACAUAUGGUUUUUGAAGAGAAUGACUGCGUCUCAGUAUCCUUUAAGGAAUGAAUACAUAGGUGAUUUUGUAAAUGGGGAACGACAUGGACACGGGAAGUUCAUAUAUGCCAGUGGAGCAGUGUACGAUGGUGAAUGGGUUUGUAGUAAGAAGCAUGGCAAGGGCAAGUUUGUCUUCAAGAACGGUCGUGUUUAUGAAGGAGAGUUCAUAGAUGAUCAUAUGGUAGAAUAUCCUGCUUUUCGAGUGGAUGCAAUGAAUGCAAAAGAGCUGAAUGCCAUUUGCACAGGAAGCCAUUUUGGCACUGAAAACGUCACAAUCAUUAAUGGCUCAGAAAAUACUUCUAUUCUGGGAUCAGAUAUUGAGUUGGAUGUAUCUUCACUGCUUGACUUGUUCCCAAGGGAAGAGAGACAUGAAGAAGUGAAACAAGUAGAAUUUGCUGUGUUGAGGCAUAUUACAGAACUGAGAAGAGUUUACACCUUCUACAGCGGCUUAGGCUGUGAUCAUUCUCUUGACAACACCUUCCUCAUGACUAAGCUCCAGUUCUGGAGAUUUCUGAAGGACUGCCAGUUUCAUCACUCCAACAUAACUCUUGCCGAAAUGGAUCGGAUAUUGAGUGGUGAUAAAACACCACUUGAGGAGAUACAUUGUCCACAUGGGACUUUACUGUUCAGAACAUUUUUAUCUUACCUUAUUCGUCUAGCAUUUCAUAUCUAUCAUGAAGAGCACAAGGAGAAAGGUCCUUAUCUGCAUAAGUGUUUCUUAGAAAUGAUGUCCAGGAAUGUUACUCCCGCUGCCUGUCGUAUUCAAGGUAUCUUAUUUUCUGAAGAACGAUGUACAGUUUUUGCCAUGAGCUACAUCAACAAAUGCUGGGAAAUAUACAGAGCUUUUCGUAGACCGAGUACCAGACCUCCAUUUGAACCCACAAUGAAAAUGAGGCACUUCCUUUGGAUGUUGAAUGAUUUUAAACUUCUCAGCAAACAAUUAACUGCUUCAAGACUUGUGGAAAUACUUCUCAAAGAUGGUCCCUCUCCACAUGAUAGCAGUAGUACCAACCUGGAGCAGGAGUUGGUUUUUCUUGAAUUUGUUGAAGCUCUUCUUGAUUGUGCAUUGGUGUAUGUUACCAGUGAUAUGAUUAAGGAGCAAGUAGAUGGUGCUAAUCAGAAAAGAAGUAGCUUUAGAAUCGAGGGUCUCUCCGAGGGAACCACAAAUGUGUCUCUGUACCCAGAAUAUUCUCUGUCCCAGCCACUGAGACCUUGUGAAGACAGAGGGCAUCCUCCUCUUCAACAAUUUCUACUGGAUACUGUCCUCUCAUUUCACACAGCUUAUGGCGAUAUCAAAGAUGAUCCGUCAUUGUUCAGCUGGGAUGCAGAAGAACAACAAGAUUUCUGUCCAGCAAAGGAAUUGACAGAUGAACCAAAAGAAGCCAAAACUGAACAAGAUGAGGAAUUUAGUCUGUGGAUGUGUCAGAUGCAAAUCUUUUUUACAGCUAAAUUCUUUCCUGCCUACCAGCAUGAAAAAGUGCUGAAGGAAAAAAUAAAAGAAAAUCGGAUAAGGGAUGCUGAAUUAGCUGAGCUGAGAAAGAUGAAGGAUGAGGAGCUGGCAAAAUUUAUUGCUGGGAGAGAAGCAGAAGAGGCAAAAAAGCAAGAAGCAGCUGCAGCAGAAAAAACAUUUGACUCCAGGAGUGCAGAUUUUAAGGAGUUAGAGGAGCCUGUCACACAGUUAGUACCCCCUCCAAAGGAAGAGGCACCCACUGUAGCACCCCCAGUUGUUACCAAGGUGCCUGCUGGCAAAAAGAGAAAGAAGAAAUAA
Pelecanus crispus (Dalmatian pelican) is the source of this 2604-nucleotide messenger RNA. NCBI's taxonomy places the organism in Eukaryota, Metazoa, Chordata, Aves, Pelecaniformes, Pelecanidae. The record is from RefSeq and is a predicted model, not a curated record.